GGUCAAGGAGUGUUGUUAGUCAACAAAUUGGUCAACACAAAAAUGAAUGUCUUAUUUGCAACGUGAGGUUUAUUUGAUCGAAUAUAAAUUCCACUAAUCCAAAGAAAGGAUAGUUGGAAGCUAAACAGCCCGCACUGCCGCUUUGUGGACAACAACUCCCAUUUUGGGGCGGAAAGACAUGUAAUUUUGUCAAUAUAUGCAUAUAUUGCCCCAAUGCAUUGUAAACAGGAAGCACAACCUCCUCAUGACCUUCUUCGACCUGAAAACGUAGCGGCAGCUCUCCCUAGCGGUUAGCAAGCAGUUAGCAGCGAAGGGAGUGGAGAGAUUGAGAAGUGAAAAGACAGGAAGGCCGUGGUACAUCGGCGUCUCCUAUACUAGAUCUGCAGUGGCUACGGCUGGGGGUAUGACAGCUUCUAGCUAUCGUCUUUGUAUGGACAUGUGUAAAUAGCUGUUUUUGAAAGGAGAUGUCUGUGUUGACCUGAUCUCCUCCUCUCUUGCAGUAGAUGUGUGCUGUGCCUUCAAGAUGAGUGUGAAGGCAUUUGAGCUGGUCCCUGCCGUGGAGCGGGAGCUCCUGAUGGGAGACAAGGCCCGCAUCAACAUUGAGUGCAUCGAGUGCUGCGGCAAGCACCUGUACGUGGGCACCAACGACUGCUUCAUACAUCACUUCCUGCUAGAGGAGCAUGCCACGACCAAGGGGAUGCUAUCCUACACCGUCCAGAAGCUGCUGUUCAAGUACCUGGGCCUGAAAAAGCCCGUGGAGGCCCUGAAGGCCGCGUCAGCGUUAGAACGCAUCAUUGUGCUCUGUGAUGCUACAGUUAGUGUUAUUGACAUGAUCACCUUAGAACCCGUGCCUUCGGGCGGGGCCAAGAUUAAGGGCGUGGCCGCGUUCUGCGUCAACGAGAACCCGGUGAACGGGGACCCGUUCUGCGUGGAGAUCGGGGUGCUCUCGGCCCGGCGGCGCACUGUACAGAUUUACAUGGUUUACGAGGACAGGGUGCAGCUGGUGAAAGAGGUCAACACGCCGGGGCAGCCGUGUGCGGUCAGUCUGGACGGUUACUUCCUGUGCCUGGCCCUCUCCACACAGUACAUGAUCCUUAACUACAGCACAGGGGCCGCGCAGGACCUGUUCCCCUAUGACAGCGAGGAGAGGAAGCCCAUAGUCAAGAGGAUCGGCAGGGAGGAGUUCCUCUUGGCUGCCCCUGGUGGCCUGGGUAUGUUUGCCAAUGCAGAGGGUAUAUCCCAGCGUGCCCCAGUGAACUGGUCAGAGAGUGUGAUGGGAGCCGCUGUGUGUUUUCCCUAUGUGGUGGCGCUAGACGAGGGCUUCGUCACCAUCCACAGUAUGCUGGACCAGCAGCUCAAACAGACCCUCUCCUUCAGAGACGGACACAUCCUACAGGACUUUGAAGGUAAGGUGGUUCUGGCCUCCACUAAGGCUGUGUACGUGCUGGUGCCCCUACCCCUGGAGAGACAGAUUCAGGAGCUGCUAGCUGGACACAGAGUGGAGGAGGCCCUGGCUCUGACUGAGGGAGUCAGGAGGAACAUUCCCAAAGACAAGUUCCAGAUAUUGCACAAAAGAAUCCUCCAGCAAGCAGGAUUCAUACAGUUUGGACAGCUUCAGUUUCUCGAAGCGAAAGAACACUUCAGGACAGGUCAGUUGGACGUCCGGGAGUUGAUCUCCCUCUACCCUCUCCUCCUCCCGGCCUCCUCCUCCUUCGCCCGCUGCCACCCGCCGCUCCACGGGUUCGCCGACCUCAACCACCUGGCGCAGGGGGACCAGGACAAGGUCCAGAGGUGCAAGAGGUUCCUCAUCACGUACCUGGGUGAGGUGCGAAGCACGGAGGGGGCUAAUGGCUGCCGGGAGGACGUGGACACGGCUCUGUUGAAGCUGUACGCUGAGCAGGACCACGAGAGUCUUCUGGACCUGCUGGCCUCCCCCAACGCCUGUUUACUGGCAGACAGCGCCCCCUGGCUAGAGAAACACCACAAGUAUUUUGCACUCGGCCUCCUCUACCAUUAUAACGGACAGGAUUCAGCUGCUCUACAGUUGUGGGUGCAGGUUGUGAAUGGGGACCUUCAGGACUCUACCAGGUCUGACCUGUAUGAGUACAUUGUGGACUUCCUGGGUUUCUGUUCCAACCCGGACCUGGUGUGGAAAUAUGCGGACUGGGCCCUGCAGAGAGACCAGACGAUAGGGGUGCAGAUCUUCACCAGGAGGCCGGUGGGUCAGGACCAGGUUAAGGAGCAGAAGGACCAGGUGAACCCAGACGACGUCAUCACGUACCUGGGGAAACACAGCCAGGCUCUGCUGCUCUACCUGGAACACCUGGUGCUGGGCCGACGGAUACAGAAAGAGAAGCUCCACACCCACCUGGCAGUGCAGUACACAGACAGAGUCCUGUCUCUCCUGUCUCAGUCCCCCCCAGUGGACCAACAGGUGUCUGUAGCCCGGGACAAACUCCAGCUCCUCCUCAGGGAGUCCAGCCUGUACCGCGUCCAACUACUACUUGGUAAGAUCCAGGAAUGUGACCAGUUGUUUCUGGAGAGAGCCACGCUCCACGGGAAACUAGAGGAGCACGAUAAGGCAUUACACAUCCUGGUGCACCAGCUAAAAGACUUCCCUGCUGCUGAGGCCUACUGCGUGUGGUGUUCCGCCUCCCGGGACCCGGCCUACCAGCAGAGCCUCUUCCACCUCCUCCUGGGGGUCUAUCUGGACCGGGACCUUCCCAGUAGUACGGUCACCGGGGAGCUGGAGAUGGCAGCGGUGGAUCUGUUAAACCGGCACGGGGAGGUGUUCGACGCUGUGCGCGUACUGGACCUGCUUCCUGAAGGCUGGUCCCUGCAGCUGCUUCGCCCGUUCCUCGGACGCGCCCUGCGGGGGAGUAUGCACGCCUGCCGCACCUCCCAGGUUGCACUGGGGCUGGCGAGGUCAGAGAACAUACAGCUGCAGCACGACAGGUUGAAGCAGAGGAGGAGCCCAGUCCUGGUAUCACAGAAGAAGGGGUGUGUUCUGUGCCACAACACCUUCAGCGAGCCGGACUGUGUGUGUCUUCCAGGAGGCGUGCCCGUACACACACACUGUGCCGCCCAGAGGGUGGUACGAGACUCGCCCACCAGGAGACAACUAGCCAAUAGCAACAACCACACAUGAAGCCCCUUGACCACCAUCACCACCCAAGCCUCGCCCAGAGCCAGUGUGAUGGGAGGAGCCUAGCAGCAGCCUGGGCUGUGAUUGGUUGUGUCUGGGUGGGGGGGGGGGUCACAUCAGAUGAUGACUAUGGGGGAUAAAAGCACAGCGGUUACCAUGGCUACCGUGGUCCAGCGUAGUGGGAGCAGCCCUGGAGCAGCUGACCACACCUCUCUACUGUGUGUGUGUGUGUGUGUGUGUGUGUGUGUGUGUGUGUGAGAGAAGGUACUUAUUCCAGUGCCACCAUUCAUAAACAACAGGGAGACUGAUGACCGACUGAGUUGUGAAUGAAGUUCUACAACAAGAACUUAACUCCACAUCCAUCCAUAAUGACUCUAAACAUUGAAGUGAAACCUACAGUCUGUCCUGAUCCAGUGCUGAACCCCUCCUCUGUUAUGUCUGUCCUGAUCCAGUGCUGAACCCCUCCUCUGUUAUGUCUGUCCUGAUCCAGUGCUGAACCCCUCCUCUGUUAUGUCCUGAUCCAGUGCUGAACCCCUCCUCUGUUAUGUCUGUCCUGGUCCAGUGCUGAACCCCUCCUCUGUUAUGUCUGUCCUGGUCUAGUGCUGAACCCCUCCUCUGUUAUGUCCUGGUCCAGUGCUGAACCCCUCCUCUGUUAUGUCCUGGUCCAGUGCUGAACCCCUCCUCUGUUAUGUCCUGGUCCAGUGCUGAACCCCUCUGUUAUGUCCCCCU
Messenger RNA from Oncorhynchus tshawytscha (Chinook salmon), 3874 nucleotides. RefSeq names its product transforming growth factor, beta receptor associated protein 1 (gene tgfbrap1). The coding region runs from base 524 to 3148 and encodes 874 amino acids. The transcript is spliced from 12 exons. Gene Ontology annotation, biological process: autophagy; endosomal vesicle fusion; vesicle-mediated transport. The record is from RefSeq and is a predicted model, not a curated record. Gene Ontology annotation, cellular component: cytoplasm; membrane. NCBI's taxonomy places the organism in Eukaryota, Metazoa, Chordata, Actinopteri, Salmoniformes, Salmonidae.